AUGUCCAGGUACGCUAAAGAUGGACAUACAGGAUUCUAUAAAUUAGUUGGUGCUGUAUUCCACUCAGGUGGACUUGGAGGAGGACAUUAUACAGCAGCUGCAUUAGACCAAUCUACAAACUCUUGGUACAACUUCAAUGAUUCUAGCGCUACACCAAUAUCAGAGUCUAGCGCACAUUCAAGGAGUGCGUAUAUUUUAUUCUAUCAAAAAGAAUAA
Molecule: messenger RNA, 216 nt
Organism: Trichomonas vaginalis G3
Lineage: Eukaryota; Parabasalia; Trichomonadida; Trichomonadidae
Product: ubiquitinyl hydrolase protein
Exons: 1
Coding region: 1-216 (71 amino acids)
Biological process (GO): protein deubiquitination
Molecular function (GO): cysteine-type deubiquitinase activity
Source: RefSeq, a predicted model, not a curated record